Paramecium tetraurelia is the source of this 393-nucleotide messenger RNA. RefSeq lists its product as uncharacterized. The transcript has a single exon. The record is from RefSeq and is a predicted model, not a curated record. Lineage: Eukaryota; Ciliophora; Oligohymenophorea; Peniculida; Parameciidae.
AUGUCAGCUAGUAAUUUACCUCAAAGAGAUGAUGAUAAGCUAAUAGUUGUUCCUUUAGAAUUUAAAUGCCUUGAAGAUUGUGUAUGUAAAUCUUAGGAAAAAAGAACUUGGUAUCAUAAAAAAUGUGGAAAACCAUCUUUCAUAAAUGAAAAAGGCGAUAUUUUUUGUGAAAAUCUCUAAAAUGGCUGUUCAUCAUAUUUUAUUAAAGAUGCCUCUUUUUAAUGCGAUGAGGCAAAGAAAAAUAACACUUGGUAUUAAUUUAAGAACGCGUCGGAGAUAUGUAUGGCACUAGGCAAGGCCUUAUAAGCAGCAGAAAAUAAACUUGAAUCGGUCAAAUUAUUAAAAUUUACUCAUUAGAUUUUGAUAUAAUUAGGUUAGAGAUGGUAUACUUGA